AUGGCCGAGACGUGCAUAGUCUGUCUCGGCGAUCUCGUCCCCCACGACGACGGCCCUACCGCCACCGCAUCAUCGCUUGCGACCAAACCGCUUGAGGAUGGCGCUGAUGGCGACUCCCAACCCCAUGCCAAGAACAAGAUGGUGGCUGUAGAGUCAACCAAAGAAGACGAACUAGUCGCACACCUACUGCCAUGCGGCCACGAUCUGCACAACGAGUGCCUUAAGCCUUGGGUUGAACGAGCGAAUAGCUGCCCGAUAUGUCGAGCCAGUUUCAACAUGGUCGAGCUCAGCGUACGCGUUGGAGGACCUAAGCUAUCCGAGUACACUGUGCAAGACAAGAAACAGGUCGCCGAUAUCGAUCCUUCUAUGAUUGUCGAGGACGAUUACACACUGGAGGAUGACGGAAGCUAUGACGCAUGUAUGGUCUGCGACGAGUUCGGUGACGCAUCACAGCUCAUGUACUGCCAUAGCUGCGAGCAGCUUUGCCACGUCUUCUGCGCUGGUCUUGAUCGGAUGCCAUCUCGUGGGCCUUGGUAUUGCCAGGGCUGUGUUGAGAAUCCUAGCCUGCUGGAAGCUGCGUCCCGACGACGACCAGCGGUCCGGGGUCCCGCUGCCUGGAUCAACGGUCGAAGCCGUGUACCACGUCACAACCAUGCCCCUGAUGAAUGGGUAGGGGUCUGGCAGAGCGUCUGGGACCGACUGCAGUUCGACAUUGAGUUUCCCUUUGACGAGGAAGAGCAGUCGGAGAACCAAUCUGAUGUCACACGCCGCGAUGACAUCAGAUGGGAGCAGCGCAUGCGCGUAGCACGGCGAGCAGGAGCUGGUAAUCGUUUUCAGGCCGCUGCUGACAACAUCGUAACUGGUCGUCGGCGCAACUCCAACGCCAUUGCGCGACCUACAAACCGAACGCUUCAUCGUGAACCACCAAAGACACCAAAAGACCCCGAGUCACAAGAAGAGCUUCGUGCAUGGAAUCAAUUUGAGAAGGCGCGUGAGCAACUCGCCCAGGGUGACGCGCGCCCUACCCCUAGCGUGGCGAGCACUAGUAGCCGACGGGGACGCAAGCGCAAGUCUGUCGACUCUUCGCCUGCUGACUCUGAGCCUCGCGAGCAGAAGCCUGAACGCAAGCUCAAGCGCCCUCGAACUCGUAUGCACUUAGACAAUGGAGAGUCAUCAUCGGCUGCUGCACGUCGCAACACGGCGACUAACACGCAUGCCCCUGCAGCUGCGUCGUCACCACCCGCGGCUCCAGCUGGUGAAAGUUCCACUCCUGCGCCGGGCUUUCUUCAGUCAUUACUUCAAGAGGUCGAGGUUGACCGAUUUGCUGAGCGCGACAAGGAGAUCGCCGCCCCACAGCCGCGGCGCAUCAUUGUGGAGCGCGCUUGUUCUCCCCAGCAUUCAUCGCCGGGUCUGUCGCCUGUCUACCAGAAACCCCCGGGGAUGACAACGCCGCCGCCUCUCAACCUUACCCGUACCGCAUCGCCUGUACAGAAAGACCAACAACUAUCGCCAACAUACUCGCCAUAUUCCCCUGCAGACGACGAUCGGCCUGGCCGCCGCAGGCUCGCACAUCGCUCUGUCGGCCUUAGUAGUCCCCCUCGCUCAAAGGACUCGUCGCCUAGCCGCCCCGCACUUUCCUAUUCUACCAAGGCUGAGCUGCAACGCAUGGUCACAGCCGUUCUGAAGCCUAUAUAUCUGAAGAAAGAAGUCACGAAAGAAGAGUAUACAGACGUCAAUCGCGAUGUGUCACGUCUAUUGUACGAAAAGGUUGGUGAAGCUGGUGCCGAUGCACUGGCAGACCAAGAUACGAGAGAGAAGUGGCAGAAAAUGGCGACCAACGAGGUUGAUGUUGCUGUAAAGGCCCUUCGUGCUGGUGGAGCGGCGCUUUCGCCUGCUGCUGACGACUCUGCAUCUUCAUCUUCGUAA
Alternaria alternata is the source of this 1926-nucleotide messenger RNA. RefSeq lists its product as hypothetical. Bases 1 to 1926 code for a protein of 641 amino acids. The record is from RefSeq and is a predicted model, not a curated record. The transcript has 2 exons. Lineage: Eukaryota; Fungi; Ascomycota; Dothideomycetes; Pleosporales; Pleosporaceae.